AUGGUCGAGACGGCAAGCAACUCUCUGCUGUCUACCAGCACCUCGGACUCCUCACUGUCAGUCCAGCUGCACCCUCUGGUUCUGCUCACCAUCUCCGACUACAUAACGCGCCACUCCAUGCGCAGCCAGCAAGGCCCAAUCAUUGGUGCAAUCAUCGGUCAGCAAAACGGACGUACAGUCACCAUGGAACAAGCCUUCCAGUGCAAGAUCAAGGAGGACGGAGAUAAGGUACUGGUGGACGAAGAGUGGUUCGCCGAGCGUCUAGAACAGUUCAAGGACGUUCACAAAUCUCCCCCUCUUGAUCUCGUCGCCAUCUUCACCCUCGCUCCUCCCUCAGGUCCUCUCCCCGACCAUGUGCCAAUCCUUCAACAACUACAACACUCGUACAACGAUUCGCUUAUGCUCCUUCUCUUCCACCCUCAGACGAUCCUUGACGGCUCUCUUACUGGCGGAAAACUUCCCAUCUCAAUCUACGAGUCUUACUACGAGCCUGGCAGUGAGAAUGCAGACAAGGGCAUGCAGGUCGAAGGAUGGGGCAUGGGUCGCCAAUUGCAGAUGCGCUUCCGUCAACUACCCUUUGAGGUCGAGACUGGAGAAGCUGAGAUGAUCGCUGUCGACUUUGUUGCGAAGGGUAGCGGCUCUGCUGCUGUCCAAAAUUCUGCCACACCUGCAUCGAAAGGCAAGUCUCGCGCUGAGGGAAGUGCUGCUACCAACGAUGUUCAGCUCAGUUCUGCAGAUGAAGAAGUUAUCUCAUCUCUCACUGCCAAGUACAACGCCAUCAAGAUGCUGCACCAACGCAUCAACCUCAUCAAGGCCUAUCUAGCCGAACUACCACAAUCAUAUCUGACCGAUGCAUCCAUCUCAGCCGGCACCAGCGAUCCUCCUCUCAACCAUCAACUCCUCCGCGAAAUCUCAUCCAUGCUCUCUCGCCUACCAUUACUCGCUCCUCCCGUCUCUCAACCCUCCACCACUAUCCCAGUCCCGGGUAUGCCACAAUCAUCACUCGCAACAGCCUCGUCACAAGAACAGUCAGAUGUGCACAUGGUAUCCCUGCUCGCUUCUCUUACCCGCACAGUAGCUCAAGCGAAGGACAUGGGUUCAAAGUACUCGAUUGUCCAAAAGGCAAAGACGGACAGGAACAAUGUCGGUAUGAUGGGUGGUGGUCGUGGUUUCAGCAACUAUGGCCCUGGACCUGGUGAUGACCCUUGGGGUACCCCUGGCGAGUCUAACGAUUACGCUCCAAUCAACCUUUGA
Aureobasidium melanogenum CBS 110374 is the source of this 1254-nucleotide messenger RNA. Its product is annotated as COP9 signalosome-like protein subunit 6. Lineage: Eukaryota; Fungi; Ascomycota; Dothideomycetes; Dothideales; Saccotheciaceae. The coding region runs from base 1 to 1254 and encodes 417 amino acids. Gene Ontology annotation, molecular function: metallopeptidase activity; protein binding. The transcript is spliced from 3 exons. Gene Ontology annotation, biological process: protein deneddylation. The record is from RefSeq and is a predicted model, not a curated record. Gene Ontology annotation, cellular component: COP9 signalosome.